This is a messenger RNA of Paramormyrops kingsleyae, 2754 nucleotides long. Lineage: Eukaryota; Metazoa; Chordata; Actinopteri; Osteoglossiformes; Mormyridae. The record is from RefSeq and is a predicted model, not a curated record.
GCGAGUGACUGGGGGGUGGCGGUGUGACUCUGAGCAUGGUCCGCUGUGACUCAACAUUCUUCCUCCUCCCUUUUGUAGCUAAAGGCGACGCACGCAAGGCUGAAACCGAUAAGCAGGCAGCCCAAAGCGGCCCAGGCUUGCGCCGCCCCCCCUCACCCCCACUUCCCCGGCCUUCUUCCCCCAUCCCUCUGCUGCCCCCCCUCAAAAAACGCCGCAAGACCGUCUCCUUCUCCACAGAGGAGGUUGACAGUAAAGUCACACAGGCCCCCGCCCUCUCCAUGCCCCCCACAUCCCCAUCGUCAUCCCCCGCCCCCACACCAUCUCUGCUCCUGUCGCCUGUCCGAGCUCAGCCGCCGGAGUCCAUCCUCACCUCUUUCUCCCCUGUUGCCCCGCCUGCUGUCCCAUCCGCAACCCCCACCAGUACCCGGCCCCCACCGGUGCUCCUCCCCUUCGCUUCCAAGCCAGGGGAAGGCGGAGCCCUCUCCCCAUCUCCUUCAGCAGGUUCGGUGCUCACAGUACCACCACCAGUCCGCUCCCUCCGUCCAGACGAGACUAAGAAAAGCCCUGGGGCAGCAGCCCCCCCCCACACCCCCCCAGCCAAGUCCCCACCAGCUUCCAGGCGGGGCACCGCCAAGGAGACACCCCCAAAGUCCCCGGUGGUUCCACUUCCACUUGUCUGUCAGACGGUGCAGAACUUGCCCCCAGACCACGCCUCCAUGGUGAGGACAUCCUACGAGGAGCCGGCUCCCGUGCCCCCCAUCCCAUCUCCUGUCCCAGCCCCCAGGGGUCGCCCCCGAGGCCGUCCUCGGACCGUCAGUCUGUCGGCCGCUGCACUGCCCCCCGUGUCGCAGGUGAGCCCCGAGGGCGAGGACGGAGCAGAGAGGGGGCACAGGUUGCGUCUGCGCGAACAACUGGGUGCCACCGGCCUGUUGCAGCUGGCAGGGACCCCGGGCACGGCACCCACCCCCGACCUCACCGUCCUGGCCGACGUGGCUCUAAAGCUGGAGCCCGAGGCUCAGGACUCGGAGGAGACGGAGACGUCGGACGAGGCGGAGGAGCAGCAGCAGGCACUAGGACCAGAGGGGGGGAGUCUAGCGGCAGGAAGUGUGACCAUGCUGCACCCCGAGGGCCAGUUUGUCUGGCUGGAGCACAACUACUGCAAGCCCCAGGUGCACCUUGCUGCUCCAGCCGCUGCUGGUCAGAAGAAGGCCAAAGCGGAGCCCCACCCGGUGCUCCUCCCUGCAGACAUCAACCACCAUGCCAUGUCCGGGGUCCUGGAGGCCCCGGAGGAGGUCAUAGGAGAGCCACAGCCAUCCAAGGAGGAAAUUUCAGAUCUCUACCAGCCCCUAGUGACUCUGUCUGCGCUCGGGCUUCUGGGCGAGCCUGGGGAUGCUGAAACCAAGGCCCCUGUGGCCCCUGCUGCCAUCGCCACCCCAGUCAAGCGUAGGGGCCCAGUGGCCAGGGAAGCAGAUCGGGAGGAGCAGGAGAAGGGGAGGAGCAAGGGGAGGAAGAAGAGGAGGAAGGAGAAGCAGGAGCAGCAGCAGGCAAAGAAGAAAGAGCGACAGAGCAAGAAGGAGAAGAAGAGGAAGUUAGAGGAGCUGGAACUGGAGGAUGUGGACGUGGAGCAGCUGGAGCCCGGUGAGCCGUCCGAAUCUGACGAGUCGGAAGAGGAUGAGGAGUGGCGCGAGCCGGAGGAGGCGAGGAAGAGCGAGCGGCGCAGGUCCCGGCCCAAGGCCUCUGCCGUGCUCCCGGCGCUGGCUCGCACCUUCCAGCCACGCAGCGAGUUUGAGCAGAUGACCAUCCUGUAUGACAUCUGGAACGUGGGCCUGGAUGUGGAGGACAUGCGGCUGUUGAAGGUGACCUACGAGAAGCUACUGCAGGAGGACCCCAGCACAGACUGGCUCAACGACACGCAUUGGGUGCACCACACUGUCACCAACAUCCCCAACCCCCGGCGCAAGAAGAAGAACCCAGAUGAGCAGCUGCGGGAGCACGUGACAGGCUGUGCCCGCAGCGAGGGUUACUACGCCAUCAGCCGCAAGGAGAAGGACAUCUACCUCGACCUGUACCCCGGCUCAGCGCAGGAGCUCGACUAUGACAACCUGGCCACCAACCGCGUGCUAUCAGAACGUCGCUCUGAGCAGCGCAGGCUUCUCAGCGCCAUCGGCACGCAGGCUGUCAUGGACUCUGACUUGCUGAAGCUCAACCAGCUAAAGUUCCGCAAGAAGAAGCUCCGCUUCGGCCGCAGCCGGAUCCACGAGUGGGGGCUGUUCGCCAUGGAACCCAUCGCUGCCGACGAAAUGGUCAUCGAAUAUGUGGGGCAGAACAUCAGACAGAUGGUCGCUGACAAUCGGGAGAAGCGCUACGCCCAGGAAGGCAUUGGCAGCAGCUACCUGUUCCGGGUCGACCAUGACACCAUUAUCGAUGCUACCAAGUGUGGCAACCUGGCCCGAUUCAUCAAUCACUGCUGCACUCCAAACUGCUACGCGAAGGUGAUCACCAUCGAGUCCCAGAAGAAGAUCGUCAUCUACUCCAAGCAGCCCAUCGGCAUUAAUGAGGAGAUCACCUAUGAUUACAAGUUCCCCAUUGAGGAGAAUAAGAUCCCCUGCCUGUGUGGGACGGAGAACUGUCGCGGCACGCUUAACUGAUGGCCCCCCCCCGGAGGCCCCUGUUCUGAGCAAACACGCACAUGACCCCCCCCCCCAAGGCACAAUGACCUCUUUUAAUAACUGGCUGAAAAGGGGGUAACCGUGU